This is a messenger RNA of Nicotiana tabacum (common tobacco), 1746 nucleotides long. RefSeq lists its product as uncharacterized. The record is from RefSeq and is a predicted model, not a curated record. Gene Ontology annotation, biological process: regulation of DNA-templated transcription. NCBI's taxonomy places the organism in Eukaryota, Viridiplantae, Streptophyta, Magnoliopsida, Solanales, Solanaceae. Gene Ontology annotation, molecular function: transcription coregulator activity.
AGGAAAAUACAAGGACAAGCAUCUCUCCCCCCUUUUCUCCCCCAAAAAAAGUGUAGAAAUCUUGAAAGGGGGUGGGGGAGUUAGGGGAAGUUUUUGAGCCUAAAACCAAAUACCUAAAAGUUAAAGAACUUCUUGGGCCAAAUACCCAUGUAGAAAAAUUGCUUCUUUUUUCUGUCAAGUUAUCAUCUUUCUUGCAUUUUGUUAGUUUCACAGUGCUAUAGCUGAAAAAAGAUGCCUAGGCCAGGACCCAGACCUUAUGAGUGUGUAAGAAGAGCUUGGCAUAGUGAUAGACACCAACCCAUUAGAGGUUCUAUUAUACAACAAAUUUUCAGGGUUGUACAAGAAAGGCAUGGUGUUGUUACUAAAAAAAACAGAGAAUGGCAACAGAAGCUCCCUAUUGUGGUUUUCAAAGCUGAGGAAAUUAUGUACUCCAAAGCUAAUUCUGAGGCUGAAUAUAUGGAUCCUGAAACACUUUGGGACCGGUUAAAUGAGGCCAUUGAUACUAUAAUUAGGAGAGAUGAGACUGCAGAGACUGGACAGUUCUUGCCUCCUUGUGUUGAAGCUGCUCUUAAUUUGGGGUGUACUGCGGAGAGAGCGUCUAGGAGCCAGCGGAACACUAAUCCGAGGAGUUACCUCAGCCCAAGAAAUCAAGAACCUCAAUGUGUACCUCCUAAAGUUUUCAGUAGAAGUACCAAUGAGCAAAACACUAACUCAUCGUUACCAUUUCGCCCUGCGAACCAACCCACAUUUUUGAGACCUUCAAAUGUCAAUUCACCCAGAUUAGCUUCAGAUUUUGACAGGCCUGUAAUGCCUAGCAUCGACAAUCUUGGUGCUUCCUCAAGUGCAAAAAACGUUAUUAUUCCGGAAAGUAACAGUUCAGCUGAUGUGGGUUCAGUAUAUCCGCUGUACUAUGGUACUGAUGUUCAGCCUGAAGUUUCUCCUAUGGUCUUCCAAAAACCUCAACGUAAUGUAAUUGUUGGCAAACCUAUAUACCAAUCCAUGGCGGAGCCUGCUGAAAUCAGCUGCUUCCCGAGAUUGUUUCCCUAUGGGAGAGAUGAUAUUCAAGAAAAAUUAUGUCAAGCAAAUUAUGGGGACAACACUAGGAGGGUGCCUGAAUUGGAUUGCGAUUUGUCCUUAAGGCUGGGUCGCUCCGCAAACUCUCGUUUGCAGCUGGAAAAGAUUCAAACUGGUUGCUUUGGUGACAUUAGGCCAAGCGACAAUUCUCAUGAAAGAGAUCGGUUCAAGCUUAUGUCUACCAGUAAAGGGAAAGAGUUCACUUUCUUUCCCACGGAGUCUGCUACUGGUCCAUCAGGGUUGCACAGAGCUCAUGAAAAUUUGGAGGUUUAUGGUCACAAUGCAGAAAAACUAUUUAGGAAGCCUAAGAUGCCUGUUAGGCCGAGUGACAGUUUUCAGCAAAGAGACGAGUUCGAGGUUGUUUCUACUAGUAAAGACAAAGAGUUCCCUUUCUUUGUUGCGGAGUCUGCCAAUAGUCCGUCGGUGUUGCAAACAGGUCCGGUAAAUUUAGAGGGUGAAGGUCAGAAUGCUGAAACACUACUUAGUAAACGUAAGAUGCCCUUCCAUACCAAUAUGGAACUCGGACAAUUUUUGUGGCAAGAUGAGCAAACUUUGAACCGUUUUUCUGGUCAAAUGAAAAGGCCAGGUUUGUAGUCUGUAGACAGGCUCCAUUUUGUUGUAUCAUAAAAUUUUGAGAAAAGAAAAGUUUAGGAUCCCUCCUUUGCAUUUUUA